GGUCCCAGCCCUGCAGCUCCUGCGGUGCCGGAGCCGCUGCCCUCCGACCGUCCAGCUCGUCGUGCCGGAGGAGGAGCAGCAUCGCCGCGGCUCCAGGCACCGCCGGCAGCCUGUCCGGUGAGCUCUGCGCUUCCACUGCCUGCUUGCUGCUUGCUCCGGGCUUUGCCUGCUUUCAGCUACUCAGAUCAUGAUAUACAAGGACCACUGUUACCUCAGGACAGAAAUCGAUCCAAAAUGGACACCAUUGAACAUUUGAGAAAGAAACUCCAGAAACCUGAGAAAAAAAAUUUGGAAUUAACCAAUCAGUGCAAUCAAGAUAGGUCUCGCUAUGAAAAAGAAAUAAUGAAAUUAAGGUUAGAACUCGAGAGAGGAGAGGCUCUUCAUCGAGUUCGGGAGAGUGAAAUGUCCUCUGCUAGAAAAGAGGCUCAUGUGCAGAUGUAUUCUGCAGAAGACAAGCUAUGUGAUGUAAAAGCCAAGCUUUUGGAACUGCAAGUACUCAAUGACAAGUAUCAGCAGAAGGUAGCAGAGAUUAAAAAACUGUUUCAAAGUGCUUGGUGGCAGUGGGAAGAGGAACAACAAAAAUCUGCAGUGGAGAGAGAUAACAUCCGCAGAGUGUACCUCGCUGAAGUGAAAUACCUUAUUAAAGAAAAAGCUCAAACAGAAAAGGCUUGUCAGGAAAUGGAUGCUGUCCUGCAAAACACGCUCAGGAAGUUGAGGGAUAUGGAGGUAGAGCUCCAUGGCUGCAGUGAGAUCCUGAGGCUCCGGGCUGAUCAUCUGGAUCUCAAGGAUAGACAGAAGGACAGGCUUGUCAGGAAGCUGGAGGCAGCUACAGUGAAACCAAAGAAACUGAAGGAAAAUACUGAAGCAGCAAGACUAGCACAUAUGGAAUGUAAAUACACUACAGAAGUCAUGCAGUUAAGAAUUCGAGAACUUGAAGAUGCUUUGAAUGAAGAGCAAGGCAGCAGGAGAGAAGCUGUUCCAGUGGUAGCAAAGAAAGAUUUCCGAGAGUCAGAAAAUUCACAUGAGAGAGGGGAAAAAGUCAGCAGAGAGAAAGGGAAGUUCUUGUUUCAUACUUCAUUCUCAGGAGCAGAGGUACCCCCUUUCCCUCAGGGCAAAGGAUCUUUUUUCCGAAACACUUCCGAAACCUUUUCUGUUCCUGCAUUUCCCACAGUUAUGUUACUGAAAGAGGGAGCUGUCCAUCCUCCUAAACAUAUUCCAGAGCAUGGCAGUGGGUUCCAGAGGGAGCUGUCCAUCCUCCUGAACAUAUUCCAGAGCAUGGCAGAGAGCCAUGUGAUUGCCAGACUCCCAGACGUUCCCCUGGAAGUGUUACCCUGGAGAGAGUUUUGUGAACUCUUGCGUGAGAAUGUUGAAUCCCUGAUCUUGAACUUCCACAAGGCUAACAAGAAGAUAUCCCACCUAGAAUAUAUUUGCAAGCACAAGACCAACACUAUGAACAACCUUCAGCAGAACCAGGAGGAUGCUUUUGCAAAAAUGUCUGAACAGUUAAAAGCACAAAAACAUUGCUGGCAGAAAGAAAAGAAAUAUCUUGAAUACCAGUACUCAAAUCUCCUUGCAGAAGUUCACUCAAGAGCACAGGAAUGUGAAGAAAUGGCACAGAAAAGCAGGCAAAAGGUGUAUUGCCUUGAACAAAUCUGUGAGAAACUGGUGCAGGAGAACAAUUCUAUGAGAAAUGCAUUAUCACAUGCUCACAAGGAGCACUCAUCUCUGCUGGCAGCCUGUGCUCUGCUGUCAGGGGCCCUGUGUCCUCUCUACAGCUGACUGUGUGCUGUGUCUUCCCAAAGAGACAUUCUCCAGGACCAGGCAAACUUCCACAGAUUAGUGAACCAGAGGAUCAGGAGCCUCCUUUAUGCUCUCCCUGCUAACAUGGGAAGAAAUCAGGACGAAGAAAGGCUGAGGCAGAGAAGAGCCAAACAGCUGAUUUACGUGUUCAGAAGAGCCGUGAUUGCAGUUCUGGCCACCAACAGGCUGAGAGCUCUGGCCCGAUAUUCUUACUCCCUCUUCGUCCGGACAGAUGGCUCCAGAGGAAGCUCUAGAAUUCAAGUUUGUGCGGGAGAAUCCAAAGGCAGGCAUCAUGAGUCACGUUUUGAAGAGGAAGGAGUUGACUGUAUUGAAGCACUUGACUGGUUGACUAGCUCUAACCUCCAUACUGCAAUAAUCAGUUCCUUCUCUGAACUGCAGGAUGUUCUCAGCAAACCAGAUCCAAACUCCUGGGUUUCUGGACACUCACUCGUCAAUGCAGCCAGGAACUCCUUUGCAAAACUGAUGGACAACCUGAGCAUGUUGAUGGAGACGGUUCAAGGGAAACCUUGCGAGUGA
Molecule: messenger RNA, 2337 nt
Organism: Ficedula albicollis (Collared flycatcher)
Lineage: Eukaryota; Metazoa; Chordata; Aves; Passeriformes; Muscicapidae
Product: coiled-coil domain-containing protein 171-like
Exons: 13
Source: RefSeq, a predicted model, not a curated record